This is a messenger RNA of Panicum hallii, 1973 nucleotides long. RefSeq lists its product as uncharacterized. Gene Ontology annotation, biological process: lipid catabolic process. NCBI's taxonomy places the organism in Eukaryota, Viridiplantae, Streptophyta, Magnoliopsida, Poales, Poaceae. Bases 342 to 1715 code for a protein of 457 amino acids. The record is from RefSeq and is a predicted model, not a curated record. The transcript is spliced from 5 exons.
GUUACCUCCGCCAACUUGUUUCGUCACUCUCCUCCACAAAUCACCAGUGGACUCGCCGCCCCGCUCUUCAAUAGAAAAAGAAAAAUCACGAGCCGAUUCCAUUCGUCCAUACGCCCCUCGCUCGUUGAAAGAUUCGCACCCGAUCGUCAGUCGGAUCUCCUCCCCUUUGGAACGAACAUCCAUCUCGCCGCGCCCGAAUCUCUGGUUCCCGAUUCGGUUCGAUCCGCGCCGCGCGCCACCCGUUCGACGCAAUUCCCUCGCGGCGACCGCCGCCGGCGCCGCGGUGACCGAUGGAUGUCUGAUCGCCGCGGCCGCCGAGUGCCCCCGGCGCGGCGCCGGCCAUGUCGCUGGCCUGCGGCCUGCCGCUGCUCGAGUGCGUCUACUGCCUCGCCUGCGCGCGCUGGGCCUGGAAGCGCUGCCUCCACACCGGCGAGGCCGACAGCGCCACCUGGGGCCUCGCCUCCGCCGCCGACUUCGAGCCCGUCCCGCGCAUGUGCCGCCUCGUCAUGGCCAACUAUGAGCCCGACCUCUCCGCCUCCGCGCCGCUCCUCUUCGCGCCCCCGGGCGGGUACGGCAUCGACCCCGCCUGCGUCCUCCGCCGCCGGACCUACGCCGACACCCGCGGCCGCGUCACCCCCUACCUCCUCUACCUCGACCACGAGCACGCCGACAUCGUCCUCGCGCUCCGGGGGCUCAACCUCGUCAAGGAGUCCGACUACGCGCUCCUCCUCGACAACCGGCUCGGCAAGCGCCGCUUCGACGGCGGCUACGUCCACAACGGACUCCUCAGGGCCGCCGGCUGGGUGCUCGACGCCGAGUGCGACCUGCUCAGGGACCUCCUCGAGAGGUACCCCGACUACACGCUCACCUUCACGGGGCAUUCACUGGGCGCCGGCAUCGCCGCCAUGCUCACCAUGGUCGUCGUGCUCAACCUCGACAAGCUCGGAAACGUCGACAGGAGCCGAACGCGCUGCUACGCCAUGGCGCCCGCCAGGUGCAUGUCGCUCAACCUCGCCGUCAGAUACGCCGACGUCAUCAACUCUGUCGUCCUACAGGAUGACUUCUUGCCCCGGACAGCUACUCCUUUAGAGGACAUUUUCAAGUCAAUCCUCUGCUUGCCGUGCCUCCUAUGUUUGAGGUGUUUGAGGGAUACAUGUAUACCCGAAGACGCAAUGCUAAAGGAUCCAAGAAGGCUUUACGCACCGGGCAGGAUAUAUCACAUAGUGGAAAGAAAAAUGUGCAGGUGCGGAAGAUAUCCACCGGUAGUCAAAACAGCUGUGCCUGUGGAUGGUAGAUUUGAGCACAUUGUUCUUUCCUGCAACGCCACAGCAGACCAUGCCAUUGUUUGGAUUGAGAGGGAAGCCCAGAAGGCUUUGGAUCUGAUGCUGGAGGAGGAGGAGACAAUGGCGGUUCCGUCAGAGCAGCGGAUGGAGCGCAACGAGACCCUGCAGAGGGAGCACGUGGAGGAGCACCGGGCCGCGCUGCGCCGGGCCGUGACGCUGUCGGUGCCGGACGCGCGGGCGCCGUCGCCGUACGGCACGUUCGACGACGACGACGCCGGGCGGCGGCCGCAGCAGCAGCAGCAGCCGGAGAGGAGCGAGAGCUUCCCGCCGGCGGGGGCCAGGCAGCGGAUGAGCUGGAACGACCUGAUCGAGCGCGUGUUCGACAAGGACGCGGACGGCCAGAUCGUGCUGCGCAGCUCGGUUUUCUCCUGAACGCCCCGCGCGCGCCUCACCUGUUGUAAAUUCGCUUUGCUUUGGUGCCCUGUGUUGCAGACUCCCAGCAGUAGGCAGUAGGCAGUAGCCACAUUCUUGUGUCCUUGGUUUAGACGUUUUCGUAUCAUUCAUUCAUACUAGAAGAUAAUCUCUCUUUUUUUUCUUUUGCACGGAUCGAUCGUACGGUGACAUGUGGUCCGUGCAGACAAGUUUUGUGAAGGAAUAAUCAAGGUGAAAUUAAACAGAUCUAUUUAGGAA